Messenger RNA from Cyanidioschyzon merolae strain 10D, 2484 nucleotides. RefSeq lists its product as hypothetical. Lineage: Eukaryota; Rhodophyta; Bangiophyceae; Cyanidiales; Cyanidiaceae. The transcript has a single exon. The coding region runs from base 1 to 2484 and encodes 827 amino acids. The record is from RefSeq and is a predicted model, not a curated record.
AUGGCAAAGCCGUUCUGUCUCCGUGCAGCAUCUGCUUCAACGGCAUACGCGCGAUUGCGGAUGCAGCAAGACAGGUACCCGGCGCACGAUCGAGCGUACAUAACGACCGGUACAUCCGAGAGGAACUAUGGAUCAGGGAACUUGCAAGUAGGUUGCAGCAUGAAGGAUGCUUUCUCGGUAACCAAUAUCCAUCCCACAAUCUGCGAUCCAUGGUCCAAGGGAUCAUUCUACCGAAUAACAACAAAAUCGUGCGCAGGUCGCCGACGGCGCCCGCGCCUCUACCAGCCACAGACGUAUGCGCUUUGCGUAGGCUCUUUGCUGGAGGCCUGUCGCUCAACACUGCACGUGCUGCUUUUCCCUCUGUGUGUGAUGCGGAAACGACGCAGCAGUUUAGGUUUCGUUGAGAAUGUCUGCCUUGUGUCGGGCGUCGGGAGCGUCACGCGCUGGAGCGCUCGCGCUUCAUCCCAGCGUGCCACCUCGGAAGCGCUGGUGUUUCGUCAGCCACGUGUUAGGGUUACUCGGCAACCGUCGAGGCGCUUGCGGCACCCUUUGGAUGGCACUGGUGCGGGACUGCGGGGCGCACAGCACAUGCACUGUGUUUCAAGGCUCACGGAGCGGUCCCUGGCUGUGAUUCAUCCAGGGAGCGCUCUGCAGACAGUGCGCCAAGUGCUCACGACGCUCCUGGUCGCGUGCAGCUCGGACGCUGCUGUUGUCACCGCUGCAAUAGUUUGUCUCUCCGUGUACUUGUCGUUGCACGUUAACCAAGCACGCCGGGCCGAAAUCGCGCAGAACAGGCCAACCGACGGCCACGCUCAACGGCAUGCACCUGGACUCUCAGAUAAAGCGACCGCUAGACUAGUAGCAAUAGAGAUAGGACGUUCGAGCCGAACACUCUAUGUUGACAAGGGCCCGCUGGAUACAACAGCCUCAGAGCGAUUGCUGCUGGCUAUAUCGGACGCAAGCUCCUUUCGCGCACGCGGAAGAAAUGUAUGGCGCGCUCUCGUGGGGUCGCUCUUGCCGGAGGGAUUCGGCGACAAGACACGCUUCCCGCCCGUUGUUUCAGAUGACUACCUGCCGUAUACCGUCCUUCACUUUAUGCAGAACCUCGUCCACGCUGCAGCGUCAGUCAUUGCGACGCAGUCGAUGCUGAUUGCCAUCGGCGUCGCCAAGCAGGCCACCAUCGGCGUCUCCGCUGCAGUGCAGUGGGUUCUCAAGGACGGGCUUGGGCGCAUCGCUGCGAUCAUCUUCGGUUCGCUUCUGGGGAACCGCUACGACGCCGAUCCGAAGCGUUGGCGAAUGCGCGGCGAUAUGUUGUACACGCUGGGUGUGGGCACGGAGAUCGCCACGCGCCUGGUACCGCAGUACUUUCUGCUGGUAGGCACCAUGGCAAAUGCCAUCAAGUCCGUAUCCUAUAUGAUGCGAUUGCCAACAGCUGCCGCCAUUCGGAGGCAUUUCUCCUUACGGGAAAACUUUGGUGAUCUAUCUGCAAAGGCGAAUUCGCAGGAGGUUCUCAGCAUGUUGCUGGGUACUUUUGUAGGCAUCGGCCUAUCCUACAUGAUCGACAAUAGUCUGAAGGCUCUCUUUGCAUUCUACAUCAUUUAUGUACAGAUGUUCAUUCUUUUUAACUACUGGUCACUUCGCGUUUUGCGGAUGCGGACGCUGAACUUGCAGCGAACGCUCAUUGUCAUGAGGCGCUACUGGAACUCGGGUGGCGUUGAAACCUGCUCAGUGGCGAUGGCGAACCAGGCGGAGAACUUUCUACUGCCAUCGCGUUUGGGGCCCGCCCGCAGAGUGCGUUUCGGGUGUCGGCUGGGGGAAGCAUUUCGAACGGUAGGCGAAUUCGAAGAAGCGAUUGCCAGGCAGCGAUUAUGGCGAGGACAGUACCUCCAACAAACAGAUGUCAGCAAGCGAAACGGCAAUGCAGAUGCUGACUUCACCAGUGUACCGGAUGAUGUACUCGAUGAGCGCUAUUUGCUCGGCGUAGAUGCAAAGCGUGGCCGAGUCUUCGUUGUCCUGCACCGGGACGCCAAAGUUGCAGAUGAGCUGCAAGCGCUCAUGCAUGCGACCUACUUGGUGCGUGCUGACUGGGGCCCGCCUCCCGACAUGUCCAUAGACAGGGUACGUGACGGCUACUUGCUGGCAUGUGCAGAGACACCAGUCCUGGUUCAGCGCAUGCGAGCAGUCGGUUGGAAUGUGGACGAAUUUGUGCACGCAGGCGGAGAGCGGGCAAGAGCCAUCUGGGGAACGGAAAUCGAACAGCUCGGCACAGCCGCUGCCGACGUCGAGCACCCGACGUCUGCGCUGACGCGCCUGCUUCAUCCGGCAGUCACGAAGCAACCCUCAUCGGUAGGUUCGUACGAGCUUCUCACGACCGUUCAGGAAUCAGCAGAGGCGACGGCAGCGGAGGAGUCGCUUGCCAUGUCGCCAUGGGGCCCUACGUUCCCCGAAGUGUCCUUCGGGUCCGAACUGGAUAUCGUAUCUUGA